AUGGACCCCACAACGAGCAAGACCCGCCUGCGCCUCUCUCUCGAACGCGCCGCUGCAGGAGGCGCCCCUUCCAUAGGACAAUGGCUCGAGUUCCCCGGCUACACUCUCGCCAGAACUGUCGCCUCCCUCCCGGGCGUCGACUGGGUCCUCAUCGACUGCGAGCACGGCAACAUCGACGAUGCGGCGAUGUAUCACUCCGUUGCGGCUGUGGUGGCCGCGGGAGCGAGUCCGAUUGUGAGGAUCGCCGGGAGUGAGAAUUGGAUGGUGAAGAGGGCGUUAGAUGCUGGAGCCCAAGUCGCCCGCUUCGCCCACUAUCCCAGCAAAGACUUCCCCUCCGCAACCCGAGGCCAAGGCGGACUUUUCGCACCCCCAAACUUCUCCCUCGACCCCAAAUCCUACGCCCUCACCGCCAACGCCCUCAUCACAAUCAUAGUCCAAAUCGAAACCCGCACAGGCGUCACCAACGCCGCUGCCAUAGCCUCCAGGCCCGGCAUCGACGCGCUCUUCAUCGGCCCCAACGACCUCGCCUCCAGCAUGGGCCACUUCGCUUUCGACCACGCCCAGAUCCCCGAAGUGCAGGAAGCUGGGAAGACGGUUCUGGCGGCGGCGAAGAAGGCGGGGAAGUUUGCGGGGUAUUUCUCGUUGGGUGCGGAGGAUGCGGCGAGGAGGGUGAGGGAGGGGUGGGAGUUUGUUAAUUGUGGGGCGGAUCUUGUGGCGAUUACGAGUUGGAUGGGGGCGGAGAUGGGGAGGUUGAGGGGUUUGGUGGAGGGGAUGGGGUCGGCGUGA
Molecule: messenger RNA, 786 nt
Organism: Zasmidium cellare ATCC 36951
Lineage: Eukaryota; Fungi; Ascomycota; Dothideomycetes; Mycosphaerellales; Mycosphaerellaceae
Exons: 2
Coding region: 1-786 (261 amino acids)
Cellular component (GO): cytoplasm
Molecular function (GO): aldehyde-lyase activity
Source: RefSeq, a predicted model, not a curated record